GAUCCGCUCUCGUCAAGCGGGCGACGGGGUGGGGAUUCUGCUCAGGUGAUCGGCGCUCGUUCUUCUUCUUUGGAAUCGAUCGCAUCCUUUUUCGAUCGUGUUGAUUGAUUGUUCUUGUUCUUGAUCGUGUUUUUCUCUUGCCGGUUCCUUUGAAGAUCGGGAUCUGGUUUUCUAUCUUGCUAUUGUUCGAUCGCCUUUCCUCGGUUGAUCACCGUUUCUUGUCCCGUUAUUGUCGCCUUCGAUGAAAUCUUUGAUCUGACCGCGUAAAUCAAAAUAUUCGUGGGCGGAAUCGGACCGGGCACAUGUUCCGUUGUCUUCACUCGAUUGUACUUCUUGUAGGCUGGAUCUUGUUCUUGUGCUCGAUCGUGUUUGUUCUUGCCGGUUCCUUUGAAGCGCUGGAUCCAGAUCUCCAUCUUGCUAUUGCUUGAUCGCCUUGCUUCAUUGGGUCUGUGAAUUAGCAGGGUUUUUGGGUUGAUCGGCCUUUCUUGUUCCGUUAUUGUCGUCGUCGAUGAAAUCCUUGAUCUGACCGCAUCCCAAUUCGAAAUAUUCGGGACCGAACCGUACCGGGUACAUCUUCCGUUCUUUUCACAUGUUUGUUCUUCUUGUUGGCUGAAUAUUGUUCUUGUGCUCGAUCGUGUUUGUUCUUGCCGGUUCCUUUGGAGAUCUGGAUCCACUUCUCCAUCUUGUUAUUUCUUGAUCGCCUUGCCUCGGUGAGUAGGGGUUUUCCUGGGUUGAUCGGCUUUUCUUGUUCCGUUAUUGUUGCCUUGGAUGAAAUCUUUGGUCUGAGGGCGUCCCGAUUCAAAAUAUUCCGGACCGAAGCGGUUCGGUUCAUUAAGUUUCGUCCGCGGCCAAAGAGGUGGGGCAUUCUAGGUUUUAGGUUCGACGUUGUCUGUCGUCCUGAGCCCCUGUUCUUGAUAUCUCAUCGCGGUCGAGUGGCGCGGACGCGGAGUCAUGAAGGAGGGGGAGGAGCAGCAGGGGGGCCCCCAGUCGCCGCCCAGCAGUGUUGGUGUCGAUGGCGCCGUUGUCGACUCAGCGAUGCCAUCAUCCGAUCUCAAAGAAAGUCGAAAACUGCCUGGAACAGUUAAUUGGGGUACAGCAACUAUUGUUGGAGUAUUUGCAGGACUGCUAUAUGGUGGAAGCAAAGAGGCUUCUGCAUCUGUGAGCAAGGAUGCAGAAGUUAUGUUGAAGCUUGGGAGUACUCCAGACAAGCGUGAACAGUACAGAAUAAUGAGAGAUGCAAUGGAGAAAAGAUUCAUCCGUGUAGCUCGUGGUUCAAUUGUUGGUGGUGUUCGCCUUGGCAUGUUCACUGCAGCAUUUUAUGGCUUGCAAAAUCUUCUGGCUGAAAAGCGUGGUGUGCAUGAUGUGUAUAAUGUGGCUGGUGCUGGUUCUGCAACUGCUGCAAUGUUUGGUCUUAUAAUGCCAGGUUCCUUGAAGUGGCGUGCUAGGAAUGUGUUGCUUGGUUCAGUCCUGGGAGCUGGAAUUUGUUUCCCUUUAGGUUGGGUACAUCUGAAGUUGGUGGAGAAGGCAAAUGAAGAGAGAUUAAAUUCUAAACCUUCUGAUCUGGAUGAGGAGGAAGAGACUAAUAGAAGCCGUGUUGGUGCUGCCAUAGAGAGGCUUGAGGGGAACCUACGCCGGUAGCAGUUAUCUAUUACCUUGUGGAAGGAAAAAAUAAAGCAGACCAGGAGGAAAUAAGCAGGCAGAUAAGGCUCAGCUGAGCAACAGAAGAAUUUACUGGUUUUCCUGACCUUGCGCCGUGCGAGACAGUAUGGUUGAUCCAGAAUUUUCACUGAUUUCUUCCGGAGUAAUGAUUCUUUGCUCAAUCCAAAUCUUUUUGUGGUAAAACCACAAACUACUUGGUUUCCAUACACGGAAGGCCAAGGCCUGUCAGCCAUCAUGGAUAGAUGUUGUCUCGGUUAACAAAUGGUAAUGUAAUCGCUUUCCCACAAGAUCAGGAUGUUCUUGACAUUAAUAUUGUUUUUGUUGUGAUGAUGCUAAAUAGAGUAUAAGAAUAUUGGUUUCUGGUUUUAA
Musa acuminata subsp. malaccensis (wild Malaysian banana) is the source of this 2028-nucleotide messenger RNA. RefSeq lists its product as uncharacterized. Gene Ontology annotation, cellular component: mitochondrion. The record is from RefSeq and is a predicted model, not a curated record. Lineage: Eukaryota; Viridiplantae; Streptophyta; Magnoliopsida; Zingiberales; Musaceae.